AUGAGUGAUGAUAUUAUUGCAAGAUUACCUUCGAUUACAAUUGAAGUCAAUCGUAUUAUUCUAAGUAUUCAACUUAUUGUUGGUACAUUUGGAAAUCUAAUGAAUAUAUUAAUAUUUACUCGUCGUACUCUUCGUAACAAUCCAUGUUCACUUUAUUUUUUAGCUUCAUCAAUUGGUAAUAUUUUUUUUCUAUAUAGUAGUUUACUUUCACGCCUACUUUCAAGUGGAUGGCAAAUAGAUUUCUCCAAUACAAGUGUUAUUCUUUGUAAAUUACGUAUAUAUUUUGUGUAUAUUUUUCUUAGUCUUGAUCAAUGGUCAAUUGUUCUUGCAAGUUUUGAUCGAUAUCUUAUAAGUUCUCGUAACAUUCGUUUACGUCAAUUGAGUAAUGUAUCUACAGCUCGAAAGAUUAUUUUAAUAACUAUUUCAUUAAUAUUUUUAAUACAUUUUCAUACAUUAAUUUGGUAUACAUCCUAUUAUAAAGGUACAGUAUUAACUUGUGCGAGUGUUGGACAGAUAUAUCCAAUAAUAUUUUCAAUAUUCUUUCUUAUUUUUACAUGUUUAUUACCACCGAUUUUCAUGGGUAUAUUUGGUUUAUUAACUAUUUUAAAUAUUCGAAAAGUUCGUAUUCAAGUUGUACCUCAAAACAAUAAUGUAAGAAAUGAACGUUUACGUACACAAGAUCGUGAAUUGAUGAAAAUGCUUUUAAUUCAAGUCAUUGUUAGUAUUAUAUGCACAGCUCCAUUUGCAUUUGAUACUCUUUUUAAUGCAAUUGUAGCAAAUUUUUCUCGAUCAUCAUCUUUUAUGGUUAUUAAUACAUUUGCUGACACAUUAGCUCGUGUUUUUAUAUAUUUUAAUCCAGUUGUUGGAUUUUUUAUUUAUACAUUAGCUGGACCUAUUUUUCGUAUUGAAACAAAACGUAUAUUUUUACGAGUUAUAAAAUUUAUUUUGACAUCGCUUGCUUUAGAAAGAUAUAUGCCAAGGAUUCCACAACAGCGCGAUCAAACUGCGACAAAUCAAUAUCGUAUGUCAAUGGCUGUAGGAAGAAAUCCUAAUACUCUAUUCAUUAAGAAAAGACAAACUGAAGGAAUUUCUCAAGCAUAA
Adineta steineri is the source of this 1101-nucleotide messenger RNA. Lineage: Eukaryota; Metazoa; Rotifera; Eurotatoria; Adinetida; Adinetidae. The record is from the annotation of a GenBank genome assembly.